CAUAUUGGCGUGACCCAGGUGCUUCCUGGUGCUUCACUGCAGGAUCACAGCCUGGGGAACCGAAACGGUCAGCAGCGCGUCUAGGAAGCGUCAGCGGGGAGCACGCGCGCCGACAGAUAGAGGAAUGCAGCAGUUUCCGCGACCGUCCGUCAGGUAGCCGCGGAUCCAGAAGGUUCGCAGGCAGCGCGCGUGACGGUGUUUUAUUUUCCCGCCGUCGGCGCGAGCUGCUGCUGACGCGAUGCUUUAGCCAUGGACAGCAGGAUAAACGAGAAUCCUGGGAGAACAUUUGAUUUGGCACUUCAGGUUGCAUGUCCAGCGUCUGAAAAUGAAGAUCCGACAGUGCUGUGGAAGUUCCCUCAGGACUUUGGAGACCAGGAGGUCCUGCAGACAGUGCCUAAGUUCUGUUUCCCAUUUGACGUAGAAAGAGUGUCCCAGACUCAGGUGGGCCAGAACUUCACGUUUGUGCUCACAGACAUUGAGAGCAAGCAGAGGUUUGGUUUCUGUCGGCUGACGUCCGGCGGCAGGGUCUGCAUCUGUUUGCUCAGCUAUCUCCCAUGGUUUGAGAUUUACUAUAAGCUGCUAAAUACCUUUGCAGACUACUUAUCAAAACACCAGGAAGAUGACUUGAACGACAUGUUGGAAACGCUGCACAACCACCCUGUGCCAAAGCCGAAUACGCCAGUAAAUCUGAGUGUGCAUUCAUACUUCAUAGCUCCUGACAUUAAUGGACUCCCCACCAUACCUGAAAGUAGAAAUUUAACUGAGUACUUUGUAGCAGUGGAUGUGAACAACAUGUUGCACCUCUACGCCAGCAUGCUGCACGAGCGACGCAUCAUCAUUACCUCAAGCAAGCUUAGCACUUUAACUGCAUGCGUGCAAGGGUCCACCGCCAUGCUCUACCCUAUGCACUGGCAGCACAUCUUCAUUCCUGUACUUCCUCCUCACCUGCUGGAUUACUGCUGUGCGCCCAUGCCAUAUCUGGUCGGAGUUCAUCUCAGCCUUUUAGAGAGAGUAAAGGGCAGAUCCCUGGAGGAUGUGGUCAUUCUGAACGUGGACACAAACACCCUGGAAAGCCCCACAGACGAUCUGCACAAGCUUCCCAGUGACGUGGUCUCCAGUUUGAAGAGUAAGCUGAAAAAGCAGUCGACUGCUACAGGCAGUGGGGUGGCUCGGGCCUUUCUGCAUGCUCAGGCUGCGUUGUUUGGCUCCUAUCGGGACGCCCUGAGAUAUAAACCUGGAGAGCCAAUCACCUUCUGCGAGAAGAGCUUCGUGGCACACCGCUCCAGCACCAUGAGAAGUUUCCUUGAGAUGGCCGUGAACCUGCAACUCUUCAAGCAGUUCAUUGAAGGCAGACUGGCCAAAUUAAACGCAGGAAGGGGCUUUACAGACGUCUAUGAAGAGGAGAUCACAGAGGGGGGCUUCUGUAGAAGUAAUUCAAGGUCUUAUCAACAGUGGAUUCACACCAAGGUGCGGCAGAGGGCAAAACCAGUCGUGAAAAACCUUCAGAUGGCCAAAGAUCACGCAAAGCGGAAAAUACGCGACAUGAAGGGCAAGAUUACACAAAAGGAUGCUGAAGAGGAGGAAAGCCUGUACUGUGAAGGUUCUCCCACCAGCACUAAAAGCCUCUCACCCAGGAGACUACAGAGGAGAGCGCAUCAAAAUCCAAAGUCGUCUCCACACAUGAGCCUCUACUUUCCUGACAAUGACGACACAGCCAGCAGAAUAUCCUCUGAGGACAGUGGGGAGGCGCCGUCAUACAACGAGGACAGUGAUGACUCUGAUUUAGAGUUUCGGUCUGAAGCCAGUCAAACGGGCCAGAUGACCCUGCUGGAGGAGAUUCUGGACUCUCUCAGCACGUCCCACAUCGAGGAAGGGCGAUUGUCCGCCGCCAAGAGCCUGGACUUUUUCAGAUCAGUUGAAGACCUGGACUACAAUCCCACGAAAAAUUGCAAGUCUCCUUUGGGAAGCAGCCCUGCUCAGGCUGGUUGCGAAGUAGGAAACGGAGAACAAGGUGGAUGGAAUAUGGGUCAAGACGACAGCGUCGUUCACGGUAAGCAUCUCCCGCCUUCGCCUCGACGCCAAGCCAGCUCUCGUUCCCUACCUCUCCGUCCUACCCUUUCCAAGAACCUCCCCAAUGAAGAGGUCCCACUGAGGAACUCUCUCCCUGAGGGACCUACAAUUCAACUCUUGGAACCUGGUGAUGCUGACAAACCCUCCAGUUCUGCUGACGCCCAGCUGAGCGCAGACAAACUGCACCCAGUAGCCCACAGCCUCUCCCGACAGAAGGUCCUUUCCAGAAAAACCCAGAGGCCCUACCAGGAACAUGCCCAGCACAGGGCAACAGACGGGCAACCUUCGGUCUUCGUUCCUUGGGAGAGGGAAAACCAGUUCCAGGAGACAGAUAUGGAAAAAAGAGGGCAUGAGACUGAGGAGAAAGGCUUACUAGAGGAGAUCGAGUCCAUGUGUCGCAUCAGCAUGGCCAUUAAAAGCAACCAGGAGCUCCCGCACAUUCAAAACAACACCAGCCUGGACAAAUCCUGAGAAAUUGACGCAACACUCCCGUCUAACAAUUCUCGUUUCAUAUUUACACUGUCCUAUGAUGUCACACCAGCACUCUUUGCAUGAAUUAUUUGCAAAGGUGUUUUGUAGUUAAUGUGAAAUAUCGGUCCUCUUAUUUCUCACAACAGCAUUCGGUAUGUUUAAGAACUGGUGGAUGGAAAGGACGAAAAUUAGGUUUAAAGGGAUUUAUGUCAAUAUUCAUCAUCCAGUUUUAUUUAUUUCAGCAGAUGAUUUGCACUUGCGUAGUUUCAAAUCACUGUUUCGAUAAAUCACUGUGGGUGAGGGGCGAACUUCUCUGUAUAUUUUACUAAAUCGUACGAAAAUAUUUAAAUGGCGAGUGAAUCUCGGCUUAAUAUGAUGCCUUAAACAGAUUUAAUUUGCUUCUACACAGUAUUUCCUGACUGUGACACUGUAACGGUUUAGCUUGCUAACUACUAUCACUACUUUUUGCGUCUUAAAGAGAGAUAUUUAUCUAGGCCAGAUGGACAACUGGUUCUCAAUUUGCUAUAUUUUUGAAGAAAAAAAGUAUUUUUUCAAGACAAUUCUCAGGUUAAUGCUUUUAUCCCAGAUGAGAUGUUAGUAUUUUAAUUUCAGCUUAGACAAAAAUCCCACUUACAUUUUUUUAAAGGACUAAUAGCCUUAAAAAUGAUAGUCAUAGAAUACUGACUUUUUUGCGCAAACGCAACUUGUUACUGACGAAUAAAUGUAUAUUUUAAUCUUA
This is a messenger RNA of Rhinichthys klamathensis goyatoka, 3280 nucleotides long. RefSeq names its product DENN/MADD domain containing 1B (gene dennd1b). Bases 250 to 2541 code for a protein of 763 amino acids. Gene Ontology annotation, cellular component: nuclear speck; cytosol; intracellular membrane-bounded organelle. Gene Ontology annotation, biological process: endocytosis; endocytic recycling. The transcript has 22 exons. The record is from RefSeq and is a predicted model, not a curated record. Lineage: Eukaryota; Metazoa; Chordata; Actinopteri; Cypriniformes; Leuciscidae. Gene Ontology annotation, molecular function: phosphatidylinositol phosphate binding; guanyl-nucleotide exchange factor activity.